Messenger RNA from Notechis scutatus (mainland tiger snake), 435 nucleotides. The record is from RefSeq and is a predicted model, not a curated record. Lineage: Eukaryota; Metazoa; Chordata; Lepidosauria; Squamata; Elapidae.
AUGAAAGGUCUGUGGUUUGCCUUCCUUUGCCUGUUCGCUCAAGCAAGUGAAGCCAGAAUAUACUCCAAGUGUGAAAUGUAUAAAGAAUUGAAAAAACAUGGAAUGGAGGAUUACUAUAAAGUUGGCCUAGGUCACUGGUUAUGUUUGAUCCUAUUUAGCAGUGGGUUCAACACUGAACAUUAUGUGUAUACUGAAGGACACCCAUAUUAUGGUUUAUUUCACCUGAGUGGUCUAAUAUGGUGCACAGAUGGGAGACAUAACAGCCAGAACAUUUGCCGAAUAGAUUGUGAGCAAUUCCUCGAUGACGAUAUUACAGAUGACAUUAAAUGUGCUAAGAUAAUUGCCAGGACUAGCAAAGGGAUGUUGUUUUGGACACACUUCUACGAAUACUGCACUCACCCUGUGCCCCAAAUAUUAUAUUGGGAAUGUGUAUGA